Molecule: messenger RNA, 4248 nt
Organism: Auanema sp. JU1783
Lineage: Eukaryota; Metazoa; Nematoda; Chromadorea; Rhabditida; Rhabditidae
Source: the annotation of a GenBank genome assembly
AUGUACUCAUUUUUGUCUGAGACCGAUGACUCCACCACCGUAAAUUUCAGUGCAUAUGGGAAGUUUCUUCCUGGGAAGGGCAGUGGUAAUCAGCUACUCACAAUAGGAUCCAAGUUUUUACGAAUAUUCCGAACUAAUCCAUAUGCACUAGUCCCUCCGGCAAAUUCUGGUGAUGAUUGGGAACAGAAAACAAAGCUUGAAUGUGUUUUCAAAACCAAGCUUUUUUCCCCUGUUAAGUCUUUGGCCACUUCUAAGUUUCCUUCUUUGGAUGCUGAAGCGAUUCUAUUAGCCUUUGACGAUGCUAAGUUAUCAAUAGUAACUAUUGAUGAGAAAGAAAGAAAGCUGAAUACUCUCUCAAUGCAUUCCUUUGAAGACGAGUAUCUACGUGAGGGUAACACGAAAAACUUUCCGAAUCCCAUGAUCAAAAGUGAUCCGGGUGGGAGAUGUGCGGCCAUGUUAGUUUAUGGAAAGCAUCUAGCAAUAUUACCAUUCAUUGAAGGCCAGAAACAUACCAAGAGCUUUAUAAUAUCCUUGAAACAAAUAGAUUCCAGAUUGGAAAAUGUUGCUGACAUCGUUUUUCUAGAUGGAUAUUAUGAACCCACAUUACUUUUCCUUUUUGAACCUCUGCAAACGACUGCUGGACGAGCCUCAAUCAGAUUUGACACUAUGUGUAUCAUGGGAGUUUCAGUAAAUGUGAACGAUCAGCGUUUCGCUGUCGUCUGGCAAUUGAACAACUUACCUAUGGAUGGUAGUCGUCUUCUUGCUAUACCGAAACCCAUUGGUGGGGCUGUAGUUUUUGGUUCAAACACGGCAAUAUAUCUCAAUCAAGCGGUUCCACCGAGCGGAAUUAUGUUGAACAGUUGUUAUGAUAACUACACGAAAUUUCCCUUAAAAAAUAUUAAAGACAUGGCAAUGACGUUAGAUGCAUCAUGUCACGUCUGGCUGAAAAACGGUAACAUUGGGAUAGGAACGAUGGAAGGGCAGUUCUUCGUCUUGUCUCUGGUUACUGACAAUGCUAACACUGUGAAAGGGUUGAACCUAAAAUAUUUUUAUGACAUUUCUAUUCCGUUCACUCUGACUAUGUGUGCGCCAGGCCAUCUCUUUGUUGGAUCUAGAUUGGGUGACUCACAACUUCUGAAAUAUUCUAUCGCAACUAAAGAAGUGGAAACUAAUGAGCAUGAGGAAGUUGCUCAAAAAAAACAAAAACACAGUAACGUAGAGCUGGAUGAAGAGGAACUGGCUUUAUACGGCGUAGCUGAAGAAGAUAUGAACGAGAAAUCCUUCUUGGUCAUGGAGGAAUUUUGGGAAUUCGAGGAGUUAGAUAGGUUGACGAACAUUGGUCCUAUUCGUUCGAUCACUGCCGGCCAAACUAAUUCAAGUCCUUUUUUGGACAUUGAAGACCGGGCUUGUCCCUUAUUCGAUAUGAUCUCUGCUUCUGGGUACGCGAAAAAUGGUUGCAUCUGUAUCCUACAAAGAACCAUUAGGCCAGAAAUUAUUAGUAGUAGCGGAUUGGACGGAGCAGAACAGCUGUGGGCUGUUGGCCAACGAGAAGAUGGCUCUCACAAGUAUUUGAUGGUAUCUAGAGCACGAAGUACUCUGACUCUGGAACUAAGCGAUGAAAUGGUUGAAAUAGAAGAUCCUCUGUUCCUCUCCUCUGAACCCACUUUACUUGCAGGAGAAUUAGCUGAUGGGGCAGUAGUUGUUCAAAUUACGGCCAUGGGUGUUGUGUUAGUUGCUGGUAAUAAGCAAAUUCAACAGUUCGAGCUGGACACCAAUUUUCCUAUAACCUCUGCUUCAAUUAUUGAUCCGUAUGUAGCAAUGCUAACUCAAAAUGGAAAACUAUUUCUGUACCAGCUUGUUUUCCAACCGAGUGUUCACCUACAGGAGGUUGAGCUCUUUGAUACUGUCUUCGGUUCUUCUACGGUUACUGCAUUGUCUAUUUAUAAAGAUAUGAGUGGGAUGAUGGUUAGAUCUACUGCAUCCGCUGGUGAAAACUCGAAAAUAUACAAAGACAACAGAGGUGCCCCCCAAGAAAGUGCUCUUGAAGAUGCCGAAGAUUUUUUGUUAUAUGGCGAACCGUCUGCUACACAGUCAGCCCAAAUUCCUGAUAAUUCGUCGAGAAAAAGAAAAUGGGGAGGAAUCGUAUCAGAUGUAACGGGUGGGGAAGAGUCUGACGCUGUGGAUCCCAAUUCAGUCGAGCCAACUUUCUGGCUUGUUGCUGCUGUAGACAACGGAAAAUUCGUGAUUUGUUCUCUUUCUGAUCUCACAGUUGUUUUUCAAGUUCGUAAAUUUACCGGAAUGCCUCCAACAUUAUUUGAUAUCACGGAGGAGGAAGAAGAGAAGGAUAGAAAAGAAUUCGCUCAUGAGUUAGAACGUAAGGGAAAGGAUAAUGAAAAUGAAGUGAACGAAGGACUACAUGAAGUUGUACGAAGAGAUGAGCGAGUUGUAGAAUUAGAAAUAAUAGGUAUGGGCAUCAGUCAGUGUAGGCCAGUUCUUUUAGCAGUUGUUGAUGAUAUGGUCAUAGCUUAUGAGAUGUACCAAUUACCAAACAAAAAAAAUGGGCAUCUUUGCAUUGCUUUCAAAAGAUUACCUCUCUCCAUCUGUCUCCGUUCUUCUCCUUACAUGGGUUCUGAUGGAAGACGACAAGGGGUGGAAAUAGGACAAGAUGGUUACAGUACUAAUAAAAUCAUAACUUCGUUCGAAAGAGUAUCGAGUAUUAUGCAUGGAGCAGUAAUAUGUGGACAGUAUCCUACUUUAGUGUUUUUCGGCGCUUGGGGAGGAUUACGAUCUCAUCCAAUCAUUGUUGAUGGACCUAUUCGCUCUUUCACUGCGUUUAACAACUCUAAUGUCUCUAAUGGAUUCUUAUACUUGAGCGAGAACUCACAAGAGCUCAGAAUAGCGGAGCUACCGACGGACAUUAACUACGAUUUACCCUUCCCUUGCAAAAAAGUGAAUGUAGGAGCGACAGUGCAUUUCAAUCAGUAUAUGAUGGAGAGUCAGGUGUACGCUGUGGUGACAUCAACUCCUCGACCAUCCAAUAAAAUCUGGGUUGUUAUAAACGAUGAUAAACAGGAGGAAGUGCACGAGAAGCCGAAUGAUUUCGUUCUACCGACGAUUCCUCACUUCGUUCUGAAUCUGUACUCGCCUGUGGACUGGGCCCCAGUUCCAAAUACUUCGAUAGAGUUUGAAGUUAUGGAACACGUUACUGCCUGCGAAGAAGUUGCUCUUAAGUCCGAAUCGACUAUCAGCGGUUUGAAAACUUAUCUGGCAGUCGGUACAAUUCAUAACUUUGGAGAAGAGCAUCUAGUUCGAGGUCGCAUAAUUUUAGCAGAAGUCAUUGACGUAGUACCCAUUCCUGGACAGCCGACAUCCAAACACAAAAUUAAAAUCACGUAUAAUACAGAGCAAAAAGGUCCUGUUACGUCUAUAUGUUCAGUAAAUGGUUUCCUGCUGACAGGUAUGGGUCAGAAAAUUUUCAUAUGGGGCUUACGAGAUAACGAGAUUCAGGGAGUUAGUUUCUUAGACAUGCACUAUUAUGUACACUCUCUCAAAAGUUUCCGAAACCUGGCUCUUGCAUGUGAUAUGCAAGAGUCUAUGUCUUUGGUGCGGUUCCAGGAACAAUUCAAAGCUUUGUCUGUUGCUGCUCGAGAUGAUCGUAUUGCUGUACAGCCCCCAAUGCAAGCUCAGUACAUAGUAGAUAACAAUCAUUUGGGCUUCUUGUUAUCUGAUGAAUCUGGUAACAUAUGUAUGUUCAAUUAUAUGCCUGAGCUUAAUGAAUCUGUGGGAGGAGAACGGUUGGUUCUCCGUUCAGUUGUGAACGUGGGUACCAACAUUAAUGCCUGGAUUAGAGUGAAAGGUAAUCCAUAUUCUGUAUCUGCCUCACAGGAAGAGCGCAAAGCGUUGUCUCAGCAACAAACUUCAGUAUGGGCUUCUUUGGAUGGUAGUAUAGGAUAUGUGAGGCCGAUAAGUGAAAAAACAUUCCGAAGGUUAUCUACACUUCACCAGUUCAUGACUGUUGGUAUAAGACACGAUGCAGGUUUAAACCCGAAGGGUGCCAGGGCGGCAAAGCCUGUGAGAGCUAUCAUCAACAAUGCUAAUCAAAAAAACAUGGUGGACGGCGAUCUGGUCAACCAGUUCUUGCAUUUGUCAACGGCGGAAAAGCAAGAAAUAUCAAGAAAAUUCGGUGCUAGCAGAUACCACAUUAUUGAUGACUUGGUGCAGAUACAAAGACUAUCUACUUUCUUCUAA